Molecule: messenger RNA, 1161 nt
Organism: Scleropages formosus (Asian bonytongue)
Lineage: Eukaryota; Metazoa; Chordata; Actinopteri; Osteoglossiformes; Osteoglossidae
Product: cytosolic phospholipase A2 gamma-like
Biological process (GO): glycerophospholipid catabolic process
Cellular component (GO): nuclear envelope; cytosol; nucleoplasm
Molecular function (GO): calcium ion binding; calcium-dependent phospholipid binding
Source: RefSeq, a predicted model, not a curated record
AUGACGGACAGGAGCAGGGACGCUACGUCAGUGCAAAGUUUCCCUUUUCGGAGGUAUGUGCGUGUGCCUAAAUCCCUCAAUCUAAAAGAGGAGGAGUAUGUUACAGGGAGACAAGCAGUGGUGGAAAAAUGUCUGAAGGACAAUGGAAUUAAAUAUAGACAGGAACAUGUCCCUGUCAUUGCUGUCCUGGGCUCAGGAGGAGGUGAAAGGGCCAUGGUGGGACUGCUGGGCGUUUUGGCUCAGAUGGGAGAGGAUAAACUGCUGGACAGCAUCACCUAUCUGUGUGGAGUAUCAGGGUGCACUUGGUGCAUGGCAUCACUGUAUGAGGACCCCAAAUGGUCUGUAAAUGUAGCUGCUGACAAGGACCAAAUUUUGGAGAGACUCUCAAAUGGAAAAUUCAGUAUAUUAGACAUGCUGGACUGGCUAAGUGAAGCUGUGGAAGAUGAGAAUUACUCACUGACUGAUUUUUGGGCUGCGACUGUUGUUUACUACAUCAUAAAAGAGAUAGAUAGACACCAUCUCUCAGAACAGGAAGCCAGAGACUCAACCAACCCCUAUCCCAUCUACACAGCCAUCGACAAGGGACUGAAACAAGACAAUCAGACAGCACCCUGCUGGUUUGAGAUCACUCCUCAUGAAGCUGGUUAUUCUCUUUUGGGGGCCUAUGUGGACACAUCCCACUUCGGCAGCCAGUUUGAGGCAGGAAAGCUCAAAAAAGCUAUCAAGGAGGAAGACAUGUUGUACCUGCAAGGUCGAACAAGGAAGGUGGACCUCAUUCUCUUCUUCGACUUCAGCAGGGACGAUCCCUUCCUGACAGUGAAGAAAGCUGCAGAUUACUGUAAAGAGGCUGGAAUACCAUUCCCCUCUGUGGUCAUAGAACCAGGAGAGGAAAAGAACCCUAAAGACUUCUAUGUGUUCAAGAUGAAAAAAGCACCCAUCGUCAUCCACAUUCCGCUCUUCAACACUGUCAACUGUGGAGGUUGGGUCAUAUACCGGCCGUCUAAUCCUAAAAAGAUUGAGGAGUGGAGGAAGCGGUACAAACUUUUCAGGAUCCAUACAGCAAGGAAAAUGAUUGAGGACCUGCUGCUGGUGUCCAGUCGGAAUGUGAAGAACAAAAAGGAGAAGAUCCUCAAUGAGAUCAAGGCAGCGUGUGCACGCUGA